UGAAUUUGCCCCUAUGUGUGCAAGGUUUCCAUACAGGGUGUGUUGCACUGCAUUGGAAGCUCUUAUAAAUUGUAAGUAUAUAUGUGUCCUUGGAAUUGACUUGAGUGCCACAUCCAUGACGAGGUUUGCUCCAGUUCUAAUAACCCCUGGCAAUAUCUAGGUCCUGUAUUUGCAACUACACAUCUCAGUACUCCUUAGUUAAAAGAAGCUUUAUCAUCAUGAUACUACAUGAGCUGUUCAUUACUUUGGCACCAAGCAUCAUUUGUACAAGGAAGGCAGCAGUCGUAGGCUGGCUCAGUGAGCUGAUGUUUGCACAGCAUUAAAUCUGCUCUCACUAGAUACAGAACAAAUGGUUUAUAGUUAGGGCCAGGCAUUGGGAUGUGCACCUCCACACUAAACCUGCCCCUUGUCUUUCUCUCUGGCUUCCUCCAGUGGCUGAGCCAGUCUCCUCCUCCAAGAUGAUGAUGGUGGCUGGGGUGAUGCUGAUGAUCCCAGGAAGGAGGGGACAGAUGAUGAUGAUGAUGGUGUUGGUGGCAGCAGGUUGGCUGCUCGGCGCUGGGCACUGUACACAGUCGCAGGUGUGGAGCCGUCCAUUGCUGGCAGUGUUAUAGCAGAACGCUGGGUGUGUGCAGGAGUUGGACAGACAAGGCUGGGGAGAGCACUGCAGCAGCAGCUUCUUUCCUCAAUGUCUCCCCUGCGAGGCUGCUUCUCCUCCCCGGUCCAGCUGCGUCCACCGCUCAUCCCCAGGCCAUCCCUUUUUGGCCUCCUGUUGUUGGAACUCCUUGUGCUGCUGCUGGAGGAGGAGGAACAGUUGCCUGGGAGCCCCGGGACCAAUAGCCCUGCCGCCUCCUCCUCCAGCAGCAGCAGCAGCAGCCUUACGGCCGAGCAACAGAAUGAAAGCACAGGGGGGAGACCACUCCAUGAUCAACCUGUCAGUACAGCAAGUCCUCAGCCUGUGGGCUCACGGGACAGUUCUGAAGAGCUUGACCGAGAUGUGGUACUGGGUUUUCCUAUGGGCUCUUUUCUCUUCUCUCUUUGUCCAUGGAGCAGCGGGAGUUCUGAUGUUUGUCAUGCUUCAGAGGCACAAGCAGGGGAGACUGAUUUCUGUGUUCCUGAUCAUCAUUGGAUUCCUGGCUUCUGUCAUCGGAGCAAUGAUAACUAGUGCUGCAGUGGCCGGAAUUUAUAGGGUAGCGGGAAAAAACAUGGCUCCUCUCGAAGCACUGGUAUUUGGAAUUGGACAGACAGUAUUGACAGUGAUCAUAUCUUUUUCACGGGUCCUUGCCACCUUAUAAGAUUCCCAAAACAUGGCUUAAAGGUGGAGUUGUUUUCCAAUGGGGCCUACAUUUUCCCUGUAUCUGAUAAUUGAAUGAGAAAUGAAGCAAACCAUGGGAAAAUGCACAAUUUGGAUAAACUCUUUAAUGUUUCAGUUAGGCCUGCUGCACAGUACUUUGUAUAACAAUGUUCCUGUAGGCCUUUAGCAGCACUGAACAGUUUGAGAGUCUUCUGUCUCAGAGACAAUAUGGCUUCUAAUUGCCGAGCUGUUGCACUAAUGAACUGCAUAGCACCUUACGUGCCUCAGUCAAGGGUUAAGACGUGAUCAGUUUUUUUUACAUUGCUGCAGGGAUGUGCACCUUGCUGAAGGAUCUUUGUAGUCCUCUGGUAAUGUCAUCUUGGGACGAGAGCAGUGGAAUUCUGUGCUCUCCUCUUGGAAAAAUAAGCCACAUCAGAAUGUUGGAAUAGCCAAUACAUUUUUUUUGCUGUUACAAUCUAAGAGUAAAGAAGAGAGUAGAAGGUCACUGCUGUAGAAGCUUAGAUCAGUCAAAGUGGAAAGUAUUAUAUGUGCCAAAUGUUUCUUUUUGUGUGUGGGCGUGAAUAUGUUUUUUUUUACUAAAGCUAGUUUGGAAAGUGCUUCUGACUGAAUUGUGUUGAUUGAGGAAAAUACAUUGCAACAAGCCUUGUCAAUGAGAAAAGCAGUGUCGGUGAUAUGUGUAGGCGUUUGUUAACAAGCAUUAUCACACAUUGCUUGGUGAUUAAAGCAAGCAGAAUCAGUUAUACAAUCUUUCUCUAAAUCACACAUUUUUGUAUUACAUGGCAUGAUAUUAUUUAAGAAUGUAGGAAGAAUUCAUACAGUUGUUUGCAUGGCCUUAAUUCCUGGAUGGUAUUGCCUUCUGCUGCCUCAAAUAUCUGUAAAAAACGAUGUGAUAUGGUAUUUCCAUAGACAUAACUAAUAAAACAACAAUUUCUUUUCUAAUGUACACAAUUCCUUAUAUUCAUAUUUGAACCAAGUCAACAAUGCUAACAGUUUCCCUGCAUCUACCAAGAACUUAACCUCUCAAAAGGUAGCACUAUAGCGUUUUCUUAGUAUUUGAACUUGUUCUCUGCAGAGGAAAAAAGCGAGAUUUGCAUUCUGGUGCUUGAAUGUAAAUCUUUCUGUUUAUUCUCUUAGUAUUGGCCCUGAAAGGACAUUGUUUCCUUGAUCUGUUUAAUCCAGUUUAGCUUGUCCAGUAAGUAUGUGCCAGCAAGUGUAGCUAGAAAUUACAUGCAGCAGAUUAAAAUGAAUUAAAAGUACAACAUAAGCCCAAAAAUGUGAAAUCCAUAAUGUAUGAUUAAUGGAAUUUAUAUGCUGAAGGGUUAAAUUUAGCAUUGUUCUGAUCGGUAUUAUAUUGCAUCAAACUGAGAUGUCACUAUCCCAUUGUUGCCUAAAUAUCUUCAUUAACAGCACAUUGAAAAGUGAAAAAAUUGUAUUUUGGUUAACAUGAGCUUUUUUCCUUUAUUGAUGUCUCUUUGGGCACAAUCAUAUCUCCAACACAUAUUAAAGGGGAUUUAAACCCUAAUUCUUGACCUAAACUGUGCAUACAUUUUAGUGAAUUCUGUAACUCAUUAUCAAUAUUAGUUCUAAAUUGGACAGCUUUAAGAAAUAUUUAAGUCCCCUUUAAAGGGAAUGUAAAGCUUAGCUAAAUUAGGGCACAAAUGUUAUACAUUUAUUGUUUUGGGCUUCUAUACCAGCCUUUUAGCAGUAAAGUUCUGUGCCUCCAAAGAUGGCCACGUAGCGCCCCAUCUUCUUUUAAUGAUUCACUGCACAUGAUCUGUGCUGCUGUCACUUUAUGAGACUAACGCACAAUAUAUAGAAUAUAUAUAUAAUACAAAUGACAGUAUAUACGACUGAUUAGUAAAUAAAUCAGAUUACUGGUACAUGGCAGCUCAGUAACGAACACAAUUCACAUUAGAAAUUAAUAAUCAGCCCUAUAGCAUCAGCUUCUAUGACAGGUAAACCUAAUUUUCUGCUUGAUAAUUUGCAAUGACCCCUAAGCUGCUUUUCAACAGCUGCACAAGGCACACUGAGCAAUGGGAAACGCCUGUGACUACUCUUUUUUUGCAGUUUGAUUAUAGACCAGUAUUCCUAGGGAAUCAAAAUCGCACAAUAUUCUGCAUAUGUUAUGGCAAGAGGGCAUAGGUAGUGCUGGUUAUGCAAUUUUACUUUAGUUUGGGCCACUUUAGAGAGCUAGGUGGCAUAAUGGAACAGAUCUAUUGAUGAUUUACAUCCGCUUUAAUGGAUUUGUAGUUUUCUCUCUUUAAUGUAAGUGGGAAUAUGCAAGUGAUUUUAUUUGUGCAGUUUUUAGCUCUAGAAGCUUAGAUGCAGUUAAAUCUAACCAUAGUAACCUGCAUGUUACAUGACUGGAGCUGAUUUUAUACUGUCUGCUAAGGUAAAAUUACUUGUCAACUCUAUCAUUUUCUCUUAUGUACAUUGAGCAAGAUUUUUAUUCUUGGCUUUUAGUAGUGCAGUCAGUAAAGCAAAGCCAAUUGCACAAACUACAAGCCAUUUUGUAAUCAUCGUAAAACAAUAAGGCUGUGCAAUCUUCCAAAAAAAGAAUGCACAGAAUUUAGAAUUGUUGCUUAUGUGCCACUACUGAAUUCUUCAUAAAAGAUUUGAAUGCAUGAAAACUGGCUCAGAUUUGAAAACCAUGGAUAAAACUGUGGCAUCUGUAAAAAACAAAUGUCUAACAUCUUCAAAUCACAUGACAUUAUAGGGCAGAUAUAUCAAAGGUCAGGAUGCUCAAUCGUAAAAAAAUGUAAUUCUCUUGCAAAUAAAUUCUUUGGUAUAUAUAA
Xenopus laevis (African clawed frog) is the source of this 4107-nucleotide messenger RNA. It is a transcript of the gene tmem170b.S, whose product is annotated as transmembrane protein 170B S homeolog. Gene Ontology annotation, biological process: negative regulation of canonical Wnt signaling pathway. NCBI's taxonomy places the organism in Eukaryota, Metazoa, Chordata, Amphibia, Anura, Pipidae. The transcript is spliced from 3 exons. Gene Ontology annotation, cellular component: plasma membrane; membrane. The record is from RefSeq and is a predicted model, not a curated record. Bases 894 to 1292 code for a protein of 132 amino acids.